Messenger RNA from Osmia bicornis bicornis, 1448 nucleotides. RefSeq lists its product as uncharacterized. Bases 136 to 1374 code for a protein of 412 amino acids. The record is from RefSeq and is a predicted model, not a curated record. The transcript has 5 exons. Lineage: Eukaryota; Metazoa; Arthropoda; Insecta; Hymenoptera; Megachilidae.
AACAAAUAGCACACUUGACGUGGCGUACUACUGUGCUCAAGUUAAUCGCGGUUCUACCUUGUACCACGUAGUAUAUCUUAAAAUCUUCGAUUCAUUUCGAUCGAAAGGAAACUUUUAAUUAAUUUUCACUUAAAAAUGUCUAUUGUUGAACAAUCGGUUGUAGGACAGGAAAUUGUUGUACCACCAAGUUUGCCGGUUAUUCUGAAACAAUUUUGCAAGGCGGCUAUUCGAACGCAACCGUACGAUCUAUUAAAAUGGUCCAGCUCGUAUUUUCGAGCGUUGGCCGAUGGAGAGGAACCACCGACGAAAUUAAGAUUAGAAUAUCCACCACCGUGUACUGCUUCCGGUUUAACUUUUGGCUUUAUACGAGUUUUACUCCGUCAAUUUGGAGAUUAUAAUAAAUCGUUACCUGUGGAAACGAUUCUACGCCGAUGGGACUGUUUAUGCUUAGACCGACGGGACCUGAACUUAAUUAUGAUGAUUGGAAAAUUUCGUCGAAAGUGUCAGGUGAAGAAAUUCUUGGCAAUUGCUGUUGGCCUUUUAGGCUCUAGCCUCUUUGAAACGAUGAUCAUGAUCUGCGAAUUAUUCACUCACGAACCUGAGGGUGGUUCAGCUAUGGUUCCCGUCACGUUAUUUAUGGAGAUCUAUGGUUACUUGGCAGGACUUCGUUGCGACGGUAGCGAAAGGGAUUCCUCUGACGAGGAUCCGACUGAAUUUAUCAUACGUGACAAUGUAUCCUCUGCUAGCCAAGAAUCCAAAUCUUCUGAAGAAAAAUCUGUAGAUCGUGUUUGUUCAGUCGCUAGUCAGGACACAGAGGCUGAUGUGAAUUUCGACUUGGAAUUAGUGUCUAGAGAUGAUGUAGAUUCUUCGAGAACCGAUACAAUGCCACAAUUGAUUGAUUGUUAUACUGGGGAGAAAAACGAGGAAAAUAAAACGUCGGAACGGGAUACUUCUAAUAAAGAAGCAUUGAAAGUGAAGAAGAGCAAUGAAACUUCUGUCACAGAAGCAGAGUCUAGCAAGAAAUCUGAAUCGAGCGGGGGAAAGGAGUUGAAUAAGGAUGAAAAUGGAUCCGCGAAGAGCGCGUCCAGCUGUAGCACUACGGAAGAGAAUACAACUAAAAAUCAAAGUGCUCGAAGUACAGGGGAUAAAUCUGCUAAUGAAAGAAGGCGGAAAAAGAAGACUGUAGACUCUAAGUUAGUCAAAUAUUAUCCAAAUAUUCCUGGUAUUGGACCACGUCUUUCGGCUGAAGAAGUAGCAAGCGUGGCAAUAUGGAUGAGCGAAUGCGCAAGAGUACAAGAAGGCAUGGUUGGCCCGCGAAACCUUCGUCAUAUGAAUUGUCCACCUUUAGAUAGACAAGAAAUAUCAGAAUCAUGACGAAUCAAAAGAUAAUUCUAAGCGUCAAAAGUAUAACACUAGAUUGUUACAAUUAUUGUUGUAUUUAAUAAAAU